CCGCGCAACUCCACUUUCUGUAGCGUCUGCGCUGCGGUCCACGCUUCACUUCACACCCGCCGCUUCAUCAGUUUCUGAUUUCGUUGACCCCUUGUGUUGUUACCUGUCAAAAUUGGAAACAUGUCGGGUGAAGACGAAAAGGCUCAAGUCGAAUCCCCCGAGGUUGAGGCAAGCAAAGAAAAACCAAAGUCUGAUUCCAAAAUGGACAGUGACAAAGAAAAGGUGGUGAAUGGUGAAGAACAGAAAGAUACCAAGAAGGCACCGAAAAGAAAAGCUGCUGUGAUCAAGAAAGUUGAUGAUAGUGAAGAUGCUGAAGCUGAAACUGAUGAGGUGAAGAAGAGUCCCAGGAAAAAAAAGGCACCGUUGCCCAAGAAGUCCCCUGCCAAAAAAUCAAAGAAGAAAGAGUCCAGUGAUGAGGAGGAGGAGGAAGAUGAAGAGUCUAAGGAAGAAACUGCCGUCGCUAAACCUACUAAAAAACAGGAUAACUCCAAGAAGGGGAAAAAAAAUGCCAAGGAUGACGAUGAUGAUAAGGAAGGAAGUGAAGUUGAUGAUGAGGAGAAGGAGGAGUCAAAGAAAGAAGAUGUUCCCAAGAAAGCCAAUAAGAAACAGGAUUCUCCUAAGAAAGGGAAGAAAGAUGUCAAGGAUGAUGUUGAUGAAAAUGGAGAAAGUGAAGAGGAAGAUGAGGUGCCAGAGCCUAAGCCCAAGAAAGGUGUACCUCUUCUUGACCAACCUCUGGAAAUUACCGGUUCUCGUGAAAGGAAGAAAGUUGCGAGAUUUGUAUAUGUUGCACCAGAAGAAAACAAGAAGCCCUUUACAGUUCCUGAAGGAAAAGGAACCAAACUUGGAGAUAUCCCAAGAAUAGAGUACCAAAUCAAUAAAGUAAAGACCGAUGAGUUAGUAGGUUUGAGCAAAGUACUCUUCGGAAGUCGAAGACCUGUAAGGACUCUUCUCAAGAGGUCUUGGCGUAACUUCAAUGGCUAUGAUUUUGAUGACUCCUCAGAUCAGUGGGAGAAUAAGAAGCAAUCAUUAGUCAAGCUGGGUUCAAAGUCACUGAAGAAAGUUUGUGAGGUGUUGGAUUUAGAAAGGUCAGGUACUGUGGCAGUUAUCAUUGACCGUAUUAUGGAGUUUUGCAAGGAACCCAAAGACAGUGGAAAGAAACCACCUGCACCAAAAUCAAAACGAAAGUCCAUCAAAGGCAAGAAAGGGAAAACUGUUGCUGACUCUGAAGACAGUGAUGCUAAACCUGCACGCUCAAAGCGAGGAAAAGGUAAACGUGUUACACUGAAAGAUGUCUCAGGCUCUGAGUCUGAAGAGAAGCCCAAACGCUCAACCGGAAGAACAGUAAAGAAAUCUACCUACAAAGACGAGUCUUCGGAGGAUGAAAGGAAGUCUGAAAGUGAAGAUGAAGAGAAAGAAAAGGUUGAGCAGGAGAAGAAGUCUACCAAGAGUGAGUCUGGGGAUGAAGUGGAAAAGAGUGAAGAUGGUGACAAAAAAAAUGAAAAGGAUGAAAAAGAAGAUGACGAUGACAAAGAGGAAGAAAAGGAUGAUGAUGUAGAGGAAGAGAAGACAAAGGGCAAGAAGGGCAAAAAGGCGGCUCCAAAGAAAGCACCUUCUAAGGCUGCCAAGAAAGCUUCACCUAAGAAGGCACCAGCCAAGAGGAAGAAGGAAGAAUCUGAAAGUGAGGCAGAGGCGAAUGAGGCUGCGUCGUCUGAUGAUGAUGAGCCACUAGUGAAAAAAGCCAAGGCUCAGGCCCCUCCUACGGAUGAAGAAAUUAAGACCUAUGUAACAAAGAUUCUGGAAGGAGCUAACUUAGAAGAAAUCACCAUGAAGACAGUGUGUAAGCAGGUCUAUGAAAACUACCCAAAUCAUGACCUUGCUCUCAAGAAAGAUCUCAUUAAAGACACAGUUCGAUCGCUUAUCUCAUGAGCUCAGCUUGAGGUACUGGUUUGCCUAUGUCAUAAGAAAGUUGUACCACAUGCUAUUCUGUCGAAGAAUUGUGCAUUCUUCCAAAACCCCUCCAAUUUAAAAUUUAUUUUUUAAAUAAAGUGCUUGUAAUAUUUUUUUUUUGUGA
Messenger RNA from Thrips palmi, 2071 nucleotides. It is a transcript of the gene Dek, whose product is annotated as protein DEK. The coding region runs from base 121 to 1926 and encodes 601 amino acids. NCBI's taxonomy places the organism in Eukaryota, Metazoa, Arthropoda, Insecta, Thysanoptera, Thripidae. The record is from RefSeq and is a predicted model, not a curated record. Gene Ontology annotation, cellular component: nucleus. Gene Ontology annotation, biological process: chromatin organization; regulation of double-strand break repair. Gene Ontology annotation, molecular function: DNA binding; histone binding. The transcript has 10 exons.